Funneliformis geosporum is the source of this 1182-nucleotide messenger RNA. The record is from the annotation of a GenBank genome assembly. NCBI's taxonomy places the organism in Eukaryota, Fungi, Glomeromycota, Glomeromycetes, Glomerales, Glomeraceae.
AUGACUUCCCGUAAACCAGAAAAUUACUUUGAACAAAAUAAAAACUGGUCGCUUAUUUCUUUCUUAAUAUACGGACAAACAAAAGAGCAUUGUGCUAAAGCCAAAAAUGCCUUGAAAAUUUCGAGUGAACUACGACUUCCCUCGGGGAAUAGACUACGCCUCUAUUGUCAUGUUGCAACUGGGAACCACGUCUUUCCGUUUGAGAAAUCUUCUCCAGUUGUAGAAUCUUUUUGGUCAUCGGAUGAAAUUCAUUUCAUCUUACCAAGAUGGUCUGCGUUGAAUGGAAUUAUCGGUGAAUCGCAAAAAUUAUCAAUUGUAACGAUGUUUAUUCUAAAAAAUAGGAGCAAGAGUGGAGUGAAGGAUAAAGCGAAGAAAUGUUUAUUGUUGAAAAUAAGCUGUCAAGAUGUAGAUAAUGAUGUUUGUUCUCAAAUUGUGAGUUGUAAGAAAAAAUGUACAUAUAAAAAACUGGAAGAGAAACAAGAGUGGAACGAAGGACAAAUAAUAUUGUUCUAUGAAGCAAGCGAAGAAACCUUGAAUAAUGAAUAUAAGCUCAAAAUUUUUACAAAUAAUAAGAUUGUAGAUAACGAUGUCUAUCCUAAAAUCGAGGAUGGCAAGGAAAAAUGCACAAGUAAAAGGAAAGGACAGGAAGAGGAGCAAGAGUGGAAUGAAGGACAAAAAAAUAUUGAUGAAAUAAGCUGUCAAACGAAACAUCGUAUGGCUGGUUCAUUCAAGCUUUCAACAAUACCAAGAAAAUAUUCCAAAAAGUCGUUGAAUAAUUACACCGGCUUAUUGGGUAUCAUUGACUUAACAAAAGUGAGUUUAUACGGAUAUAAAGAACUAUCAGCAGUACAAAUACAAGAAUUGGCUCAAGAUUUUUCGAAUAAAAUUGCGUGGAAUCCUCAACAGAAAAGGAAAUAUGAAUUUGUUUCAUUGCAUCUUGACAGAGGAGGAAUUAAAGAUGAUAAAGUCAUUUCCGCUUUUUCAAUCCGUCAAAAAUUAGAUAUGAAGGGAAUGUUAGUGAGAACUCCUAAUGAUUUGAAGCUUUGUAUGAUGAACCAAGGACAAGUCAAGUAUAAUCAUUUAUGGAUGGAUUCAAGUAGGUACGUUGAUUCCGAAGAUACUUUACUUAUAUAUACAGACUUGUUAUCUAAUAGAUUUUAUUUAACACAAGGUUGGAAUUAA